Selaginella moellendorffii is the source of this 1095-nucleotide messenger RNA. Its product is annotated as dynein heavy chain 12, axonemal-like. The transcript is spliced from 4 exons. Bases 7 to 1095 code for a protein of 362 amino acids. Gene Ontology annotation, molecular function: minus-end-directed microtubule motor activity; dynein light intermediate chain binding; dynein intermediate chain binding. Gene Ontology annotation, cellular component: dynein complex. Gene Ontology annotation, biological process: microtubule-based movement. Lineage: Eukaryota; Viridiplantae; Streptophyta; Lycopodiopsida; Selaginellales; Selaginellaceae. The record is from RefSeq and is a predicted model, not a curated record.
UUAAACAUGUCUGGAGUGGAGCUUUCUAGAAAGUUUACCGCCACUGUUGCUGACUAUUUCGAGGACAUGAAACGUGACUAUCGUCUCAGUGUAAACAGCUCGAUUCUCAACCAUUAUCAGCUUCUUAACGAAGACGAGCGACCCCGAUUUGCCGCUCUUCAAAUAUUUUCCAAACUAAAGCAGGAGACAUCUUGUCCAAGACAGGGUUGUGUUCCUUUGGUAUUUGAUACACCGUUUUUCUUCGUACGGGAAAGCAUAUCUAGAACACUCUGUGUUGCUGAAGAGGCUUUUCUGCUUGGUUUGCAGCUGUAUUACAAGGAGAUGGACAUCUCAGAGGUUUCUCUAGUCGAUCCACAACUUUACAGGGAUCAGAGACCAUGGUUACUAGAAAAUUUUCGUGAAACCCAAGAAGAGUAUAUCAGGGAAACUGUCGAGUACUUCAGAAACGAGUGGGUGCCGAAAGUCGUUGGCAUUAUUGACGAGUUGGUGUCCCCAACCGCUCAAUAUCCACAACGAUCGAUGGAAAGGCUUAUGAACUACAUGAUGCGACUGUCGCUGACAAUGAGAGAACAAUUGGAGAUGGUGAUUUUGCUAUCUACGUCUGGUUACCGUAAACUGUGGGAGCAGUAUUUGCCGUCAGAAGAAAAGGUGCCUGAGCAUCAGGGGAUACACAGGCAGCCGUUGUUCACCAUCCAGCUGACGGUGGCUGAUAAUGAGUUUGUUUUUGUGCCUUCUCUAGAAACAGUCGAAAGCACGGUACUCGGCAUCUAUGACCACGCUAUUCAGUCCAUCAAAGGGAUAGAAGAUUUGCAGUCAAGGUUAACUACUGUCACAAAUCUUCUCGUUUCCAAUGAGAUAUAUACACUACCACCGGACGAGAUACGGCUUGUCGCAUCCCGGAAAAAGAUAAAGGAAAUUCUAGAGUACAACUUUCAACCAGCACGCAAGCUGCAGGAAGAUUAUCAAGAAUACAACGACCUUGCGCAUUUGAAUAUUGAGACUUUUGCGGAGUUGUAUAUUGCGGCUAAGCAUUCUCUCGAGGACUACGAGCAGACAAUCACGACUUAUUUGGAGGUAUGUUUGAUGAUAGUUUAG